UUCUUUGACUGAGAGAUCUGAGUCUUCUAAUUACGAAAGCACGGGCAAUCCAGCCAACGGUGCGACUUUCUUUAGUGACAAUAAAGAUCGACUGUUCUCUAUAUACACUAUACAUAAAAUGAAUCACAAAAAUAUUUCAAAAUGAUUUUUAUAGUAAGAGGAAAGGAAGCCAAUUAAUGUACAAUCACACCCACACAUUCAUCCCCUUUAACAUGUACACUGUACCCCUUUGACUUCAGAUUGCUUGAGCACUACGGAAUGGUAUGGUAACAUAUAUUGAAUUCCAAAUAACUGAAUGCACCUUAUACUGGUCUUUGAAUUAUUUAUCUUAAGCCUAUAUGCUGUCGUCUAUAUUGGCGACAGAUGUUCUUCUUGAAAUGAAGUCAGAAGUGACGCAGAUUCAGGUAGUAAUUUUCUGUGUAGAAUAAUAUCACUGAAAGACACAUCCAUGGCAAAGAAACAUACAAAUAAUGAAGCGUUGAGAGUAACUGAAAUGGAGAUUGUAUUCGCAAGUCUUUCGCCUCCACGUAUGAUUCGCUACUCACUGCAGUAUGCCAUCUGCGUUGCAGGUAUUCUUGUUGCAGCCUUCAGCCUCGGAGAAGCGGUGCCUUGUUCUCCUCUGAAUGAAGUGACACCCGACGCCGAGACGGCAUGUGAUUAUUGGUUCUGUAGUGAGUUUGGCUUAGACAAGAGAGAAUGCCCCAUUGGAAUGAACUUUGACCAUGAGCAGCAAACAUGUAUUGUCACACACCGUGAAUUUCAUGACUUUGCCAACGCAAAAAGUCCGCGUUUCAUUUCCGACCCGAUGCAGCAGGUUGGUCUAAUGAGUUUAUGGCGAGAAACCUGUCGGUCUAUAACACCCAAGCUUACGACCACGUCUCAACCGCCAACAACACCUUCAGUGCCAGAACAUGUGCCGGUAUUCGUCCCGAUUGAACAAGAAGUCCCAAAGCAAUUGCAACUUAUUGCCUCUAGCAGCGCUGACCAAUCCGAUGUAGCAGUAGUAAGACAAGUCCAUGAAGAUCAGAAACGUCAAAUAAAUUCAAGUUACUGUCAAUGCUUUGCAAGAGGCGAUCCUACCUAUGAGACCUGUGACGGGGCUUCUAUUAAUUUCCAAGGGGAGUGUACCUAUACCUUAGUUACCAACAGUACGGAACUUCCAGAAGGCGUGCUCCCGUUCCACAUUGCGGUGAAAAAUACCAAGUCCUCCUUUUCACCUAUCAAGACUUACACCAAGACAGUGAGAAUAACUGUGGCCGGACAUACCAUUGAUAUGUCCACUACCGAAGGAAAAUCUGAUGUGACGGUCGACGGAAGAAGAGAGCUCCUUCCUUAUCAAACCGAACUAUUCACUAUCAUUCAAAUAAAAAACGGGCCGUCAGAAAAUGUGCGUAUGCGGUUCACUAUGGCGGAUACAGGAUUAAUGGUCUUCGCCACAAAUAGCGGCAAACACCGAGUAGGCGUGGUAAUUCCGAAUGCCUACCGGGACAAACUCUGUGGCUUAUGUGGGAACUUUAAUGGGAACAUGGCUGAUGAUUUCACCACUGCAAACGGAACAUUCGUCGGAGAUCACUCAGAUAAAAAUAAUCUGGUGGGAAAUAGUCAUAGAAUCGCUGAUCCGGACGAUGAUGAUGAGUGUCGAAGUCAGCCUUUGGUACCAGGCUGCCGUAAUGAUGAGAACGAUGAAGAGGAAAGAGAAAAUGAUUGGGGUCGCUGCACAGCACGUGGGGAUCCAAUAUAUCAAACCUACGACGGAUACACAUUGAAAUUUCAUGGAGACUGCACUUAUUUAUUAACGGGAACCUGUUACUAUAGUCAGGAUGACCUCCCACAAUUUGAGGUCCUGGUGACCAAUGCCCAUCCUACUACAAACAAUGACGUCACGUUCACUAAAAAGGUGUCUACGACGUUUAAUAUCAACGGUGUAGAGACUACAGUUGAUAUGUAUACGUUACAAGGAGUAGACUAUGCUGAUGUCGACGGUGUUCGAGUAUACUUGACGGUGCCCCAUAGACGAGGACACUUCACACUUCUUGAACAAAACGGUCGCAUAGCUCUCGUUACGGCCUUUGGUCUUAUAGUCAGAGCCUACAACACAGGGAAACACCGAAUCAGCGUUGAUGUCCCUAGUGAAUAUCAGAGGAUGCUUUGUGGUCUGUGUGGUGAUUUCAACAGGGACCCGAAUGAUGAACUGAGGCUUCAAAGCGGGGAACUGCUUCACGUGGACGAGAGCGACCCCUGGCCGGCACAUAAGGCGUUUGGAGAAUCCUGGCAGGUACAUGUCGAGGGUGAAAAAGCAAGUUGUGCAACCCAAGCUUCCCGGCGUAGCCUAUGGAGUUUCGGCGACGGCGUUGGUCCAACAGCGUCGGUGGAUAAAAGGACCGCUGGCACUGGACGAUCUUUGGGGUCGUUCUCAAAUCAGCCCGUCUUUCAGCAGAAUAAUCCAUGGUCCAUUUGUUCCGACGUUAUUAGGAAUCUCUUAUCCGAUUGUCUGAUGGCGCAGGGUGGGCUGGCAGAGGCAAACCGGUUUACAGCCCUUUGUGCGUAUGCUGCGGCCCAAGCCCCAAGUAACUGGUACAGCAUCCAGUUAGCGAUAUGUGAAGUCAUCGCCAAACUAGUGGACCGUUGUAGCUUAAGGAGAGCUACGGUAGAGGGCUGGGUUGGAAAGACCGGCUGCGGCCAGUUUCAGGAGAUGGAGGAAGGGAGGGUUGAAGUUGAAAGGGAUGACAAACACGUCAUGUCAGCAAAUAUGCAGCCAGCGAAAGAGGUGAUUGGCGACACGCGUGCUGGUCCCGCGGAAAGGAGCAAAAACGAGCUUGAUCGACUACCGGCGAAGAUUCAGUCAAGAGACGUUGUACUUGAGCGUAUCAAGAAGAUGUCCCCGGCGUCGCCUGAACACAAUACACUUGAUGAUCUUGUCAAACAAAUAAAUAACGGACAGGCCUAACCUACCGGUGCAGGAAUGUUCGUAACAUGCUUGAUAUCAAUAGGCGAUAUCUUUUCUCGGUUCAUUUUUUGGUGCUUUGACGAAAAAUUUAUUUCUAAAUUUGUGUUUUUUUCCUUUUUGUUACCAUAAGGUAAAGACAAUGGGACAACUCAAGAAUUCUAUUUUGAUAAAAAGAAUUCUAUUUUAAUAAAACUACCAUUUCAAAGGAAAAAUUCAUACGUGCACAAUUGUUUGGCUUACACAGUGUUACAACAAUCAAUAAAGGUUUACA
Molecule: messenger RNA, 3218 nt
Organism: Lingula anatina
Lineage: Eukaryota; Metazoa; Brachiopoda; Lingulata; Lingulida; Lingulidae
Cellular component (GO): extracellular matrix
Source: RefSeq, a predicted model, not a curated record